Messenger RNA from Dermacentor andersoni, 1517 nucleotides. RefSeq names its product ankyrin repeat domain-containing protein 16-like. NCBI's taxonomy places the organism in Eukaryota, Metazoa, Arthropoda, Arachnida, Ixodida, Ixodidae. The record is from RefSeq and is a predicted model, not a curated record. Gene Ontology annotation, molecular function: protein binding.
GUUUGUGUAGGUGUUCUGUGGUAUAGGUGUCGGUAGGUGUUGGGCGGUUGGGCCUUCUAGGUUUGGGCGUGCUGUGCAUAUUCCAUGAUAUUACACCCGCUGUCGUAUUCGAUAUGCUGUACUGCAGCACAGAUCAAACAAAACAAAGGCUUAUGGAGCAUGCACAGCGUGAUAGCAUAAGUGAUAUGAGGCUCAUUCUCAGCAAAGAAUGCGGGGACAGUGUCGGACAGAUUGCGCAGUACUUGCAAAAAAUCACCUACGAGAAGUGUGGCGACACGUUGGCUCACGUUGCAUCUCGAUGCGGAUCCCUGAAAGUACUUCGAUUCAUCUUCAAGGAAGUCAAUUGCCUGACGCUCCUUGAAAGCCAAAACCACGACGGCAAAAGGCCGUUACACGAAGCUGCUCAGUCAUCUCGACUUGAUGUAGUGCAGUUUCUUAUUCAUCAAGGAUGCCAGAUAGAUCCUCUAAAGAGGGCUGACUGGACGCCACUUAUGUUGGCAUGUACAAAGAAUCACUUGGAAGUGGUUCAAACACUAGUUGCAAGGGGUGCCAAUACAAACCUUCGAAAUAAGGACGGUUGGACGCCAUUUCACAUCUCAUGCAGGGAAGGCCAUGUACAUAUAAUGGCCUGCCUCUUGGACAUGUUUCCAGAUGCAUGGAACACUAGCAGCAAAAACAAAAGAACGCCACUUCACACAGCUGGUAUGUGUCUGUGCAGAACACGCUGUAAGGUUAAACAGGAGUGCCAAGUCAAAUCCUUACAUGGCCAUGUGCAGUGUGUAAAGCUGCUUCUGAGUAGGGGCUGCUACCUGCCAGAUGUGGCCGACAACUGUGGCACCACACCCUUCAUGGAUGCUGCACAGGCAGAUCAGGUGGCCAUUAUGGACUGCUUGGCAGAGCUCCAAAAGGUUGACAUAACCAAGAUGGAUGUAUUGGGCAAUAGCAGCCUGCACCUGGCAGCACAGGCAGGUGCCAUAUCUGCUAUUUGGUCACUUAUUGAAAAAUAUGCCCUAGACGUCAACAGCAUCAACUCAUGGGGACAGACUCCACUCCAUCUGUCUGCCAAGGUGGGCCAACAUGACGUGGUUAAACUGCUGAUUGGCCUAGGUGCUAUAUGCAAUGCCAGAGAUAACAAGGGCCGCACAGGGCCCCUCACCAGGCCCCAUAGCAAAUUUUGGUUAUAUGCUGGAAGUUGUCACGUGUCCUCUAGGGAGCCUUCUGGCUCAAAAAUUUUUGAAAUCGGCUCAUUAAUAGCCAAGAUAAAAAUAUGUCAGUGCCGCGAACCCAUAAUUUCAGAAGGCGAGCUCCACUGCGUAGCGAGACUCUCUCUCCAUUCACCUGUCUAGCCUCCACAAGCGAAAUUUCUUUGCUGUGUUUUCCCAUGCCGGACCUCGAGGAUCGCGUGACGUAUAAGUCGCGGGCCCCGCCUUCAAUUUCUUUUUUUUCUUUGCUUUUUUGUCAUGCGGCACACUUCUGCUGACGCCGUAACGCGUGAGCUGUUGUGAUUGUCUUGUUUU